CGAUGGCCGACGAAGCGACGGACGCGGUGUGGAGGUUUUUGGAACAGAAUGCCAGCCACUCGCGGUUGUGGCCACAUCCGCAGCUGUAUCCGAUGCGUGGUACUCUGUGGGACCUCGCGAUCCAAACGAUCCCAUUGUUUUCACGCGUAGAGCUGCACGCAUUGGACGAAGCGUCGCGGUUCGUGGAUGUUGUCGGUCCGUCGACUAAAUUGUUCGUGAUCCACUACUGCUCGCACAAACCAGAUCCAGAGCGCAUGUGGAAAUGGUUUGACGAGCUGGUUCGCCUUCCCGUGUGCGGACUCAAGUGCAUGAUGUGUCGGGGAUAUUGCGACAGCACGUCGCCGUUGAUUUCGAAUCUGUGCAGGUCGUGGCCAGGGUUGGGGCACCUCCGGACAUUGGAGAUCUCGAUCGGCGACGAAGCGUUGCUGGUGCUCCUCUGGCGCUGCUUGGCCUCGUCCCGCAUCACGAAAUUGUUUCUACAGGCCCCCAUGUGGGGUCACUAUAAUCCGAGGCUGUCGGCCCCCCUUGCGCUGGAAGGUGCGAUUUGGACGGAUGCCGUGGCGUGGCUGCGCUCGGCCGAGGUCGUCCAGUUUCACCUGGAAAGGUUUCGAAUCGACUGUAGCGGCGGCGCCAUGGACGCGUUGAACACGGCGUUUGCUGUGUCGAUCGCGAUGCGGGUCUCGAUUGGAACACGUGCACCAUUCGCGUCGUCGCGCCAGUCAUGUUUCCGCCGCGGCUGCAGCGAGUAACGCUGCAUAGCUGUGCAUUCGAAGGCAUCAAGGUCGACACGUACUUUAAGUUGCUGCCCGGGCUCAGCCACCUCGUGCGACUCGACUUGACCAACCUUCGCAUGACCCCCACGGAUGUCGACGCACUGGCAAGUGCGCUGGUCCAGUCGCAUGUCGCUGUGCUGUGUCUGAACAAGGGCUCGUUGAACGUGCACGACCAAGACUGCAUGAUCCGUCUCGCCAAGGCGUUCGAAACCACUGCGACGCUGCACACGCUCAACUUGUCUGGCAAUGUGCUUAGCUUUGAAGUCGUCGAUGCAUUUUUGGCGGCGACCGAGCGGCGGCGCUAUAUGACCAAGGAGGUCGUCUUGCCUCUUGUGCGGAAGCAACAGCAACAGGCCGAGAUUUGUCGGAUGAUUAAGACGCGGUUGCCGCCCACCGUCAAAGUCACCCUGACACGCUAGCGCUUGUGGUGGACAAGUGGCCAGCUUGCCUUGCCUGGUUUCCGCACAACGUGGGCAAGAGCUGGUGUGGAGAGCGUGGUGGGUGUACCAAGUCCAGAGGUCGCCGGCGACGCAACCCUCUGUGGACGUCCCAUCGUAGUAUAGGUCCUGUACGGACGCACGUAGGAACUGUUCGACUUUCAGUGCAUGACGCCCCGAUGAUUCAGUCCAUCGAGGCAAUUUCGAAUCUGCAUCCCUCUGCACGUUUGGAUGCAGCGCCGUGACAGACGACGAUGCGUCUAUGUCAAAGGAACAAGGGCACAAGACGUCCUCGCCGUCCAAGGCGGUGGUUGCGCUGAU
Aphanomyces invadans is the source of this 1531-nucleotide messenger RNA. RefSeq lists its product as hypothetical. The transcript has a single exon. NCBI's taxonomy places the organism in Eukaryota, Oomycota, Saprolegniomycetes, Saprolegniales, Verrucalvaceae. The annotation marks the transcript as partial. The record is from RefSeq and is a predicted model, not a curated record.